AUGGGUGUGCGGAAAUACUUGUCGGAGGCAGCGAUACGGAGGCGCCCAAGUAGAAUAGCCAAGAAAUUGAUGGCGGGAGCCGAGAGCGCGCGGCCGGCGCCUCCGGUGCUGCCGUGGACGGUGCGGCUCCAGGUGCUCGUGCUCGGGGCCUUCUGCGACCUCUCGCAGCGCCGCGACGGCACAGUGAACCGCUCCCUCUUCUCGCUCGCCGACCGGAAGACCUCGGCGAGGCCGCGCCCGGACGCGCUCGGCGUCCGCUCCGUUGACGUCGUCGUCGACCCCGCAAGGAACCUCUGGGCGCGCGUCUUCUCCCCGUCCGCGGAUAACGCUGAGGCGGCGCCGCUCCCCGUCCUCUUGUACUUCCACGGCGGCGGCUUCGCGCUGCUCUCCGCGGCGUCCGCGCCCCUGGACGCCAUGUGCCGCCGCUUCUGCAGCGAGCUGGGCGCCGUGGUCGUCUCCGUCAACUAUCGCCGCGCGCCCGAGCACCGUUACCCCGCCGCCUACGAUGACUGCGGGGAGGUGCUCAGCUACCUUGCCACCACCGGCCUCCCUGCCGACAUCGGCGUCCCGGUCGACCUCUCCCGCUGCUUCCUCCUCGGGGACAGCGCCGGCGGCAACAUCGCCCACCACGUGGCCCACCGGUGGACCACAUCCGCCGCCGCUUCUUCUAAUGGCCCCGUCCGCCUCGCCGGUAUCAUCCUGCUGCAGCCGUACUUCGGCGGCGAGGAGCGCACGGAAGCAGAGCUGAUGCUGGAGGGCGUGGGGCCGGUGGUGAACAUGCGCCGCUCGGACUGGUCCUGGAAGGCGUUCCUGCCGGAGGGGGCCGAUCGGAACCACCCGGCGGCGCACGUGACUGGCGAGGCGGGCCCGGAGCCCGAGCUGCCGGAGGCGUUCCCGCCGGCGAUGGUGGUGAUCGGCGGGUUCGACCCGUUGAAGGGCUGGCAGGGGCGGUACGCCGCCAUGCUGCGGCGGAAGGGGAAGGCGGUGCAGGUGCUGGAGUUAGCGGACGCUAUCCAUGGCUUCUACAUGUUCCCGAAGCUCCCCGACGCCGGGAAGCUCGUCAACGACGUUAAGAACUUCGUGGAAACCGCCACGUCCGGCCAUUAA
Messenger RNA from Triticum turgidum subsp. durum (durum wheat), 1107 nucleotides. The record is from the annotation of a GenBank genome assembly. NCBI's taxonomy places the organism in Eukaryota, Viridiplantae, Streptophyta, Magnoliopsida, Poales, Poaceae.